This is a messenger RNA of Plutella xylostella (diamondback moth), 543 nucleotides long. The record is from RefSeq and is a predicted model, not a curated record. Lineage: Eukaryota; Metazoa; Arthropoda; Insecta; Lepidoptera; Plutellidae.
UAAGUAAGUAAGUAUAUGAAGCUGAUACGGGUUGACUCAGGCGGUCAAUAUGAACCUGAACUGGGCCCGGAGUGGGCGCCGCUGCAGGCGUACCGCGCCUCGCUGCUGACCGACUCGCCGGACGAGCGCCCGCCGCCGCCGCCCAAGAAGCACUACGCACGGCGGACACGAGGCCACCACGACGAGGACGAGGCUGAAGACAACGCGGAGUCGGACCCCGAGCACGGCAAGCGCAGCCGCCGUCGCGUGCGACUCAAGGUCACUCGCACACGCACGAGCCUGCCCCGCCGCCGCGCGCCGCCCUCACCCCCCUCGCCGUCCAUACACGACUCUAGUUCUAUGUCGCAAGCGAGUAGCAAGAGGUCUGCUGAUGAGAGCUUUGAGACGCCCAGGUGGGUCUUGUUACAUGAUAAUACAAGAGAAAGUUGCGCAAGUAUAAGCGCUAAGCUCUCGCCCCCAUUGCCUUUCAUACACGAAUCUAGUACGCUGUCGCAAGCCAGUAGCAAGAGGUCUCCUGAUGAGAGCUUUGAGACGCCCAUGUAA